Molecule: messenger RNA, 723 nt
Organism: Laccaria bicolor S238N-H82
Lineage: Eukaryota; Fungi; Basidiomycota; Agaricomycetes; Agaricales; Hydnangiaceae
Exons: 1
Coding region: 1-723 (240 amino acids)
Source: RefSeq, a predicted model, not a curated record
AUGUCUUCCCGUCGCACCAUACGAUCCGUUCGCUUUGCGGAAGUAGAUGAAGCGAUUCCUGAUGUCGACACUCCUUCACCCACGCUUUCCUCCUCCCCGCUAUCCUCACCCGGUCUUGAAACGCCUUCCUCAAGUCCAAUUGACCCGCUAUUUGCUCCGACUUCCUCCCAUUAUCUUCCAUGCAUCCCCUUGCCCCUCCAAGCAGAUCCAUUAGUCGAUGGAUUCUUGACCAUCCACCAAAUCCUGGCCCUCCCUUUGACGGGAACACUACCAUUCAAGUUUGACGUUACACGCGACCCCGCUCGCACUCUAGAGUUCGAUUCAUCGAGCAUUCUGACGCCGGCGGUCCUCGCUGAGCCGGCAACCACACCACCACUAGAUGUGAUGGUGCUCAACUGCGAAGACUUUCCUUGGCAGUUCGUCAUCCGCCCACAGAACUCAAAGGAGUUUGUGACGGUUUCCGAUGUUUUGAGCGGCAUCUAUGCCUCUCUGCGAAUACCCGUCAAUUAUGGGGACUUUUAUGGACUGUCUGAGGAGAAGCAUAGUAUGAUCACGCAAACCUUCUUUCACCGGUAUGACAGGCACGGGGAGACGGAGGCGAAAGAAAAAGAGAAGGCGAAAGGUGUCAAACGUGCUGACUUUUUGGUCGGGAGGAACGCUUUCGCUGGACUCUGCCCCACUCGCUCACCGCUCGCCUGGGAGCUUACUCUUUCCCCAGUUUGA